CGGCCCCGAGCCCACCUGGCGCCCCUGGAGCAGCGCGAAGAAGGGUGGGCGGACGGGCGGAGGCGCGUCCCGCGGGGGUCCCGGACCAACUGGCUGCUAGACAAACUUCCUGAAAGCCACAGUGGCCAGGCGGGCUUGCGUGCUGCGCAGCAGUUCGCCUCAGGCACCUCUGAAGCCCAUGUGGGCCAUCAGGGUCACCACGGAGUCCCAGUAAGACGCGGUGUGUUCCUGUAGGUGGCCGUGGCAGUCCUGGGGCGUUCCUGCGAGGCGAGGGGGGCAAGAGCGCACGACACCCCCAGCCCUGAAGAAGAUGGCUGAUGUGGACAUUGACCGCUCCUGCCUGGCCCCUGUUCAGGAAGUUUGCCGGGAUUUUGCCGUCCUGGAAGACGGUGCCUUGGCCUACUGCCUGCAAGAGCAAGAGAUUGAGCAGCAUUAUGCCUCCAACGUCCAGAAGCACCAGCUGUUCCGGAGAGACGUCCGGAUCGCCAAGAAGCUGCAGCGCCUGGAGGAACAAGCCGGCAAGCGGCCGGACCCUGAGCCACAGCAGCAGCAGCACAGCCAAGAGACGGGUUCCGCCCCGGACGGUGCUCGGAGGAAGGCUGAGGAGGGGCGCCAGGGGAAGGACCAAGCCCAGCAGGAAAUUACAGCCAAGCGAUUGCAGGACCGGGAGGAGCCCGAGAAAGGGCCGAGGCACCGGCAGAAGCAGAGGCUGAGGAGCUGGCAGGGGCCGAGAGGUGACGACACUGAGCCCCUAAACUGGGCGAUGGCAGAACUGGAGCUGCAGGGCCAGCAGCAACAGCAGCAGCUCCGGCGAGAUGAAGCCUUGGCCUGGAAGCUCCACGCGGAGGAGCAGAUGCAGCUUAGAGCCAGGAAGACGCGGCAGCGUGGCGAUGACUACAGAGCUGCCCAGGUGGCUCAGGAUGAGGAGAUCGCUCGGUACAUCCAGGACCAGGAACUGACAGCACCGUGGAGACCCCCAAGUGAGGACGUGGCAGCCCAGAGCUUCGUGGAGGCACACGGCAGCCUCUCCGAGCCAAGACAGAGACACGGCCGACAGAAGGAGGCCCGGCAGAGCUGCGCAGUGGCGUCCCCCAUCUCCGUUCAGCCGCUGGAAAGCUCCGAGGCGCCCAGAGGAGCAGCAGCAGCAGCAGCAGCAGCCAUCAAGCCGCAGCCUUGCCGGAAUAUUGCUGAAGAUCUGGACCCAACCUUUAAGGCCAAAAGGAUGGAGCCCCCUGCGGCUGACGGGCCCACCUGCUCCCAAGCUGCUGCCCCGGUACGGCCGGUUCCAGUGGACGGCUUCUUUGACUACUUGGAUGAGGUUGCAGAAUCUACUUUUGUGUCCCCGACCAAACGACAGCCAGAAAAGGUGGGCCGCCAUAAAUCUAGGGACAGAAAGGAAGGCUGCAAGCAACAGUGAGCUGGCAGGGACUCCAAGCGAGGAGGCGUUGCCCCUCGUGCCUCUUCGCCAGGGACCGUGUCUGCCCUGGGGCAGUUCCUUUGGGGGUCAAGGUUUGCUUUAUUAGGUCCUGGGAGGUUAGACCUCCGGUUAGGCAAAUAUAAACAGUUGCCGAGGCAGCCUCCACUUGCGCUUCGAAAGGUCUUUGAGGGAAACGGGUUGCCCCAGCGUGGCCCUCGUGCAUCAUAGCGGGGCAGGCAGGGACAUCGUCCCAGACUUCUCCUGCUCCCAGCGCUUUCGUCUCCUGCAUGUGCUGUCUUGAAUCCUCCGGCGGGUCCGUUGAACGCAGCUUUGCCAGGCAGCCGUUGCCAUGUGGUGAGAAGGCAGGUGCCCGUCAAGGUAGACCAUGAAGAGGGUCUGGGGCCAUGCACGAACCCUUCCAGGAACACAUGGCUUACUAUACAGCUAUCCCAGAGAAAGGAAGCAAGGAACCGCAUCAAAUGCUUUGCAAGAAUGAAAACAGAGGCGACCAAGAUGGAAAUGGGGUGAAGCCCUCGAUGUCUUCAAACAGGCUUUCCCGCAAAGGCCCAGGAGGGUCAAAGGGGUGUGUGGUGGAUUCCUGCCCCCCAACCUGCCUGCCGCUUUUACCUGAUCACGGCACAUGAUGAUACGUUGUGGAGCGACCACGUUGCGCUUUUCAGGAGAUCCUAAAAUGUGGAAUGGGAAAGCUAAGCUAAGGGAGCAAAUGAACUGGUAGCGUUUGAGAAUAUUCUAUCAAAUGCAUGGUUUUCUAAGAAAAUAUUUGCGUUAUAUGCAGGGAAAUUAAAAGCCGCCCUUGCACAGGGGCUAACCUUUCACGUAGGUGAACCUCUUUUGUUCUUCCUAGUAUUGGCUCCUACACUGUAGGAUCUUGGGCUGCAAGAUGUGCAAUUUAAAACUGGUGCUAAAUAUUUUAGGUUUUCACUUAUGUGAAAAUGUAAUUCUGUGUGUGUGUGUAUUCGCUGUGCUUGUGUCAUGAGCCGGAUCUGGUGCCAGAGAAAGCAAGCUUCAAUAAAGCUUCCUUUUGAAUUAAUAUAUCCUCGGGGGUGGGGGUGUUAAUUUUUUUUAAAAAUAAAGUCCUUAC
Molecule: messenger RNA, 2519 nt
Organism: Elgaria multicarinata webbii
Lineage: Eukaryota; Metazoa; Chordata; Lepidosauria; Squamata; Anguidae
Product: coiled-coil domain-containing protein 50-like
Exons: 12
Coding region: 311-1417 (368 amino acids)
Source: RefSeq, a predicted model, not a curated record